Cyprinus carpio (common carp) is the source of this 1593-nucleotide messenger RNA. RefSeq lists its product as uncharacterized. The record is from RefSeq and is a predicted model, not a curated record. NCBI's taxonomy places the organism in Eukaryota, Metazoa, Chordata, Actinopteri, Cypriniformes, Cyprinidae.
CCUGCCUGUCCUAAAUAUUAGUCUUGGUGUGACCAGCGUACAGUGCUGAUAUGGUUACAGGUCACAGUAUGUAUAUAAGAACGACCAGCAAACCAGUGUCAAAUCUCCAGCAAGCAUCUUCCCAACAGAACCUCUGCAUUCUCUCCGUGAAGAUGUUGGCAGCGUUGGUUCUGGUUUUGCUGGUGUUCAGUGUGACUGAGGGACGGAUCCUGAGUAAAUGUGAGCUGAAGGAGCAGCUGGAAGCAUCUCAGAUUCAGGUGAUUAGAUCCAUUGGAGACAAAAUGACCAAGGACAAACACAUUGCUAGACUUGUUUGUAAUGUGGAAAACACUUCCGGCUUCAACACCAGCCUCGUCACCAGCAUCCAGAUCAACCAAGCUGAGGUUAGACCUGCAUUCCAAAUUCCCCCCAAACCAAAGGAGGAAAAACCACCAGCAAAGGAAGAAGAUGAUGAGAAACUGGAAGAGGAACACAUAAUCCCUGUUAAACCACAAAGUCCUCCCAAAGGAAGACGUGCAAGAUCUGUCCCCGAGGGCAAGAUCGUUGAGAUACUAGAAGCAAAGGAGCCUCUCUGGACAUGGCGCCGUGGUCUCUUCCCAGACAAGAUCCCUGCAGACUCGUCUGGAAGCGGUCCAGAGGCGAUAUCCGAGGAGGACAGCUCCGGAGACAGCUCGGAGGAAGAGGGGCGUGAUGAUGUCAUCGCCUGGAACCUGUUGGGAAUCUUCCAGCUGAGCGACCGUGUGGCCUGUGAUCCCGGAUCGAGCGCAUCGCUGAACCUUUGUGGUCUUGAGUGCAGCGCUCUCGUUGAUGAUGACAUCUCUGAUGACAUCGCUUGCUUGAAGAUUUUAGCGGGAAGCAGCAACAAGUUGUUGGCAAUGCUGCCGGUGAAGGAGUGUCGCUCUGUCCUUCCUUCCAAGUACUUCGCUGAGUGCUCCUAGAACAUCCAGGCGGAUGAAGCUUCUCCAUCUGAAGGCUGAAACAUCUUCACCACUCAACGGUGGAGCUGUUUUUCAAUCACAGGAGACUAAACACUUACAUUUUCGCACACUUAAAAACCCCAUGAUCUCAAAAUUGGACCCUUUGUUAAUGUAUAUCAGCUUUGACAUCAUUUAUAUGCUAAUGUACUCUAAACACUAAGAAAAUGAACUUUUGUGCAUUUGAAAUCUUCAUCUUGCUGAAGUAAGAAUGUUUUUGUACAAUAAAAUGCUUUAUAGAAUAAAAAUAUACCUUUCAAAGAAUACAUAAAAGUCUUGCUUAUAGCAAGAAAUAGCUUUUAGUAAAUCAUGAUUCAUGCCUGUGACAGACUCAAAGCAAAGAAACAAGAAGUUCUUUGGUCUUUAAGUUUUUAUCUUCUCAAGGUUAGAUGAGUUUAAUCUUGAGGCACGAUUGCAAUCUCAGUGCAAUCUUGCCAAUAUAUGAUUUAUUCUAGAUACUUUUUUUUCCAUAUCUAGCUCUUUGAGCUAAAUCAAAUCAGUUUUUGUUCACCUUGCAGAUGUCUCUUUGUACCCACCUGCACUAAUAUUCAGAAGUUUGUAGGUUAAGAUGUUUUUUUUUUCUUUUUUUAGCAAAAAAGGAUUAAAGGAUCACGUGACA